Messenger RNA from Strongylocentrotus purpuratus (purple sea urchin), 2439 nucleotides. RefSeq names its product pantothenate kinase 3. Lineage: Eukaryota; Metazoa; Echinodermata; Echinoidea; Camarodonta; Strongylocentrotidae. The coding region runs from base 218 to 1573 and encodes 451 amino acids. The record is from RefSeq and is a predicted model, not a curated record. Gene Ontology annotation, molecular function: ATP binding; pantothenate kinase activity. Gene Ontology annotation, biological process: coenzyme A biosynthetic process. Gene Ontology annotation, cellular component: cytosol; nucleus. The transcript is spliced from 8 exons.
ACAGUCACUAUAUUAGUUAUUACUGUUCCCGAAUUUUCGUCCUGGUCGCCAGACAACUCAGUGAAAUCUGAUAUUAAGAAAAUAGUGUGGGAUCAGUCUAUGAUUGAACUGUGCCCUGCGUGAACAAACAUAGUUUAUUGACCUUCUCUCCACCAGCAAGCAGCCGCAGAUAUCUAACCUGGUUAGAUCAGGGAAGCUUUGAGCCCGUGAUCAGAGCAUGUCCAGCAUAGAGGAGGAGAAGAAGGAUUCAGCCGGGCUGAUUGAAAGAAUGGCAGAAGCACUAGAGCUGCAGUCGGAGGCAGAGUCGGGACAGAAAGAAGCAAAGCUUCCACCUAUGCCAUGGUGUGGGGCAGACAUUGGGGGCACCCUGGUAAAGCUCGUCUACUUUGAACCGACCGACAUAGAAAACUCAAACACCCCCACUGAUGCAAGCGUUGAGCCGGGCACCCUGGAGAAAAUCCAACGCUACCUGACGUCGACCACCGCUUACGGGGAGACUGGCGUAAGAGAUGCACACCUGCAGAUCGAGAAUGUACAGGUGCUUGGACACCAUGGCACGCUACAUUUUAUACGCUUCCCAACGUAUAACAUGUCACAGUUCUUGGACCUCGUUAAAGACAAGAAUCUAUCCAGUGUGUCAAAUACUCUGCAUACGACAGGGGGCGGAGCUUAUAAAUUUGAAAGCGAUAUAUUAGAGACUGUCAAUAUGCAACUAGUGAAAGCAGACGAAUUCAACUGCUUAAUACGAGGAAUUCACUUUGUUGACCGGUUACUACCCAACGAGUGCUACUACUGGAAUAACCCUGACCCCCUGGACAAUGAGGCGAGUGAGAAGGUCCCCUACGACUUCAAGAACCCGUACCCGUACCUGGUGGUCAAUGUGGGGUCAGGGGUCAGCAUGCUGGCCGUCAGGUCACACAACGACUUUGAAAGAGUCACAGGAACUAGUCUUGGUGGAGGAACUUUCCUAGGUCUAUGCUGCUUACUGACUGGAUGCGAAACCUUUGAAGAAGCUCUUGAUAUGGCAUCCAAGGGAGACAACACCAGGGCAGACAAGCUGGUCAGAGACAUCUAUGGAGGCGACUAUGAAAGAUUCGGUCUUCCCGGAUCCACAAUUGCCAGCAGUUUUGGUAACAUGCACAUCAAAGAGAAGAGGGAAGAAGCAUGCAAGUGUGACUUAGCAAGAGCAACUCUAGUAACCAUUACCAAUAACAUUGGGUCUAUAGCUAUGAUGGCAGCCAUGAGAGAGGGCAUUGAGCGAAUUGUGUUUGCUGGAAACUUCCUCCGUACCAACCCAGUUGCACAGAAAACAUUAGCCUAUGCCAUGGAGUACUGGACCAAAGGAACAAAGAAGGCCCUUUUCUUGCAACACGAGGGCUACUUCGGUGCAGUUGGUGCCUUCCUAGAGAACGUCGGCUACACAGACGACAGGAGUCCCAGUCCCGACAUGGAACGCAAGCAAACUGUGACCAAGGCCCCCGUCAUCUCGGAAUCAAGCAGUAAGGAGCAACUCACCAACGGCAGUGUGGAGAACCACAUAGAAGCGAGUACGGCAGAAGACGUCUCUCUUUGACCAACGACCUUUGACCCCCCCAUGACCUCAGAUCAGUGACCUUCCUUAAUUCCAGUAUGAAAUCAGGGAUUCUGGCGCUAGAGCCACUGUCAUGUCCAUGUUCGCAAGGUGCCAGUAGUUAUUUUUUCAGUGAUUUUAAUCAGUGAUUGUAAUCGGUGAUUGUAAUCCGUGAUUGUAAUCAGUGAUUGUGAUCAGUGAACCUGAUAUAUGAUUUGAUUUCAGGAUGGAAGAGUUUGGGUGUGAUGUUUCCAUGGAAACUGGUCGGUCUUGAGAUGCCUCAGAUUGAUAGGAUGGAGGUGGUAUUUCUUAUGAGGAUGGAGGAAUAAAAACCGAUGCCAUGUGGAUACACAUUCUUUUUAUUAUGAAAGGAACUACUACAUCUAUUAUGGUUUCUUCUCUACCUGGCAUUGGUUUUUAUUUACAUAAUGAGAAUGAUUAAGAUACCAAAUGAAAAUGCUUCCUCUAUUUCAAUGACAAUAUCAAAGGAAUGAAUUAGGUAGAGUGCAUAUGGAGUCAAACAUUUUGUCUCGUCUACUUUUUACAUUUGAAAUGGAGAGUGGCCUAAUAAAUGAGAUUUAAACAGGAUGAAAUUAAGUGUACUAUUCAAAUAAUUAUCAACUCGCAUUUCAGGUGGUUACUGUAAAUUACAGUGAUACUAAUUAAAUGUAUUUCUUGGUCUUUGAUGAUGAUGGGUUUUUUAAUGUCAUUUGAUGAAGCAUAGAAAUAUUACUUUACAACUGAGUGCAAUGGUAGGGAUUCCUUUUCAUGUUAGGAAUUAUAUUUUUUAGGAUAAAGGGGUGCCAGGGAUGGUGAUGUUUGCACAAAAUUUGAUUUGCCUGCCCCAAAAAGAUUGUACUAUUUCCAUA